AUGAUCUCGAUCACUCUCCUGGGCCCAUUGGGCGUCUUGCUAGCCGGUGCGUCCAGCGCCGUGGCGUUCGACAGAAUUAGCAUUCAGUCUACCGUCAAGGCCGACACUGAGGUCGAAGUCACGAUCCGCAACGACAUCGCCGACGGAGCCAGCUCUUUCGACGCCGGCUUCACCAACUACAACGUCUACCUUGCAACGACCCCGCCGGGCUGGGGUACCGGUCCAGUGUGCCUCUUGGCCAACGGGACCAAGAUCGACGUCACCUCCGUCAAGGUCAAGAUCCCUGCCGACGCCGUUCCCGACUCUGCCGAUCUCAUGAUAACCACGAUGGAGUGGAACUCGGAUCCUACCAAGGACGGCCCAUCGGGUUUCGAGUACAGCAAUGAGUUCACCUUUUCCGGGGGGGCAGGGGAAUGGAGCAAGACCGAGCUGGCUGGCCAUUCGCUGGGCGAAAUGGAUAUGCUCCCGUGUUCUGCCUACGCGUGCGCCCGCAAGUGCAACGACCAGUACUUUGAGGAGAGGGACACGACGAGCGAUGACCUCAACGUCUACAAGAACACGUACGAAUGCGUGGCUGCGUGCCCGGGCACCACCUUCCCUUCAUGGGACUCCGUCAUCAACGACGUCGGCGGCUCCGGCGGUGAUCCGUCGGGAACUGCCUCGGUGCCUGCUGCAUCCGCGACGGCUUCGACGACUACGGCUGCUCCAUCUUCGUCGAAUCCCGCAUCCUCCUCGCAAUCCGGUAGCUCGCCUUCUGAGACUCCCAAUGCGGGCUCUCGAUUGGCCGCGGAGACGUUGGGUCUCACGGCGUUUGGUCUAGCUACAUUCUAUGGUCUUUUCUAG
This is a messenger RNA of Colletotrichum graminicola M1.001, 843 nucleotides long. RefSeq lists its product as uncharacterized. The coding region runs from base 1 to 843 and encodes 280 amino acids. The record is from RefSeq and is a predicted model, not a curated record. Lineage: Eukaryota; Fungi; Ascomycota; Sordariomycetes; Glomerellales; Glomerellaceae. The transcript has a single exon.